ACUAGGAGCCUUCUAAAAUAAAAAAAGAUUUUUUUUUUAAAAAAAUAUGGCCGUUGGAGGCCCGAACCGGGCCCGCCCCCGCCGGGCCGGUUCACUAAAAUGGAGGCCCGGGCCCGGACCGCUAUACCACCGGGCCGGGUGGCCCGAACCGGCUAAGAACCGGUUGACCGGGCCGGUCCGGGGGGCCUAGAGGUGCCCUCAUGGAUACCGUCCGGUCAGUGUUAGGGGGCCCUCAGGGAUGGGGUCAUCUUCUUCUUCUUCUUCUUCUUUUUUUUUUUUUUUUUUUUUUGUUUGCCUAAACCACAUUAAAACCCCUACGGACAUUCACGCCCGCCCGCCUAUUCGUAGCUCUGCUGCCCGAAAGACAAAGGUAGACGAACGAACCCCAGUCUGUCACUCUCUAUUCUCAGCUCAUAUUCGAAUCGACACUCCUCGCCCAUCUUCUGAGCUGCCAUCUCCAGGCGAAGGUUGAAGCUCUGCUCAAAAGACGAAGCCCUGAAGAACGAUUCUGCCCUCUGCAAUCUGCAUUUAGUUGAUGUCAUAUGUUGUUAACUGUGACCCAGAAAGUCCGGGCAAUAAACUUCUUUAGAAACAGCUAGCUUAGAGACUGCACAGAAAAUUUGGUUGCUUUGGUGUGCAAAAGGUGUAGGUCUCCUGUUCUACAUAUUUUUAUUUGAGUCUGGUUGAGCACAUGGGAGAACAUGGUAUUUUAUGUUAUAUCACUGUGCCUACUAUAAUCAUGUAAUGGUUUAGGAGUAGUGUGAUGUCAGGAACAGAUUUCCUUCUCAUUCGACGUGCCAUUCAAAUUUGGGCAUGCUUAGUGAGAUGGAGGAAGGAGUUCAGCUGUUACAUGCCAUGUUGUUCUGAGAGAUGAGGAAAGGUUUGAGGAUGUAGGGAUUUGUCUGGAAAGAAAUCAAGUGAUCUGCUGCAUGCAUCAAUGAGAAAGCUCGCCUCACUUGUUACAUUGGGAGAAGAUUGUAAAACCAUGAGCGGUGCAUUAUCUGCUUUAUCCAUACUUUAUGAAUCUUCUCACAUAAAACACACGCUGAGAGAAGAAAUAAGGCCGUUCGCUAGUGGAAUCUCACAGAGAAUUAAGGAAGAUCAUGUGGCAGCUCGCAUUGCCAGGGGAGCUAAGGCAGAAGUGAUUAGACAAGACAGAAGAUGUAAUGGCAGUUCCAAUAGAAGCCCUAGAAUAACUAAAAAUGAAAUGUCUGAUGUAGUUAGCAAGAUGUAUCGACUAAGAAGAGAUGAACCACAAUCACCAAUCCAACUAUUGCCAAAUGAUAUGCAGCCUAUUAAGUUAAUGGCAACCAAAACCAAAGAAAAGAAGACAGAGUUUUUUCUUAUGCAAGAUGAAGGCAUACCAUCUCUGGAAACGGGAAGCAACUUCGCAGGUUUUGCUGGUAAUGGUACUCUGAACCCAAAUCAGCUAGCAAACUCUACUGCCACAGAAAAGUGCAUUACCAAGGCAAAUCUUCGUGAGAGGCUGGGGUCCAUCUAUGAGAAAGUUUUCAUUGUCGACAACAUCUCACUGGCCAAGGAAGUAGUCAGUAAGCUUACAAAUGAGUACAGAGAUUUAAUCCAUGCAUGUGAUACUGAGGUGUCCAAGAUUAAUGUCAAGAAAGAGACACCAGUUGGUCAUGGAGAAAUCAUAUGCUUCAGUAUUUAUUCUGGACCAAUUGCUGAUUUUGGAAAGGGAAAAUCUUGUGUCUGGAUUGAUGUUCUUGAUGGCGGUGGGAAGGAUAUUUUAUUAGAAUUUGCCCCAUUUUUUGAAGAUCCGUCAAUUAGAAAGGUCUGGCACAACUAUAGCUUUGAUUGUCAUGUCAUAGAAAAUUACGGACUCAAAAUAUCCGGGUUUAAUGCCGAUACCGUGCACAUGGCUCGGCUGUGGGACUCCUCCAGACGAUUAAAGGGAGGAUAUUCUCUUGAGGCUCUUACAGGAAAAAAUUGAAGAAAGACGGGACUGAGGGUAAAGUUGACAUCAUUCCAUUAGUUGAAGAGUUGCAAAGAGCGGAUCGCAAAUUAUGGAUUUCUUACUCUGCCUUGGAUUCCAUAAGCACAUUCAUGCUUUAUGAAAGUUUGAAAACUAAGCUGUCUAAUCUGGUCUGGGUGUUUGAUGGAGUUUAUAAAGGGAACAUGCUUAACUUUUAUAAUAGAUACUGGCUUCCAUUUGGUGAGGUUUUAGUUCAGAUGGAAACCGAGGGCAUGCUUGUUGAUUGUGCUUAUCUGGCUGAGUUGCAGAAAGUGGCUCAAGCCGAGCAGGAGAUUGCUUCUCUAAGAUUUCGCAACUGGGCAUCUAAGUACUGCCCUGAUGCAAAAUACAUGAAUGUUGGAAGUGAUCAACAGCUGCGUCAGCUCUUCUUUGGCGGCGCUUUGAAUAAAAGGGACCCUAAUGAGAUUCUCGACAACAAGAAGGAUUUCAAAAUUCUCAACGCACUAAAUAUAAUAAAAGAAGGCAAGAAGGUUCCAUCAAAGUAUAAUAAGAUCACACUUUAUAAGAUUGGUGACCACAUUGAGGUUGAUGUGCACACUGCUAGUGGUUGGCCAUCUGUUAGCGGAGAUGCAUUAAAGGCUCUCGCCGGCAAAAUUUCUGCUGAUUUUCAAACCACUACUGGAUCAGAUUACAGUGAGGAAGACGGUUCUAUUUCAGACAAUGAUGAGCCUUAUGUGGUUAAUGAAGAAGCACCAUGUGAAGAAAUUUCGGGGUAUGGAACAGCUUAUAAAGCUUUUGGAGGUGGAAAAGAAGGAAUAGAGGCGUGUCAUGCCAUUGCCUCUUUAAUUCAAGUUUGCUCCAUCAACUCCCUGAUUUCGAACUUCAUCAUCCCUUUGCAGGGCGGGGAGAUAUCCGGAAGUAAUGGACGCAUCCAUUGUUCACUGAACUUAAAUACUGAAACUGGGCGUUUGUCAGCAAGGAGGCCAAAUUUGCAGAACCAGCCAGCUUUGGAAAAAGACAGGUAUAAAAUUCGUCAGGCAUUCAUCGCUGCACCUGGGAAUUCCUUAAUUGUGGCUGACUAUGGCCAGUUGGAACUUAGGAUUCUUGCACAUCUUGCAAAUUGUAAGAGUAUGUUAGCUGCCUUUGAAGCUGGUGGAGACUUCCAUUCAAGGACUGCUUUAAGCAUGUAUCCACACAUACGAGAAGCAAUUGAGCAAAAACAUGUUCUCCUUGAAUGGGACCCUCAGCCUGGUGAAGAUAUGCCACCAGUUCCAUUACUAAAGGAUGCGUUCGCCUCUGAAAGAAGGAAAGCAAAGAUGCUUAAUUUUUCUAUUGCUUAUGGAAAAACUACAGUGGGGCUUGCUCGGGAUUGGAAGGUAUCCCUGAAGGAAGCUAAGAAAACUGUUGAUAGAUGGUAUAGUAACAGGAAGGAAGUUUUAUCUUGGCAAGAGCAACGUAAAUCUGAAGCACAUCAAUUUGGAUGUGUUUACACACUGUUGGGACGUGCGCGCUGGUUCCCUUCCCUUGAAAAAGCAAAUUCCUUUUUAAAAGGUCACAUUGAACGAGCUGCCAUCAAUACUCCAGUCCAGGGAAGUGCUGCAGAUGUUGCAAUGUGUGCCAUGCUAGAAAUUUCAAAGAACCGACGACUAGAGGAGCUCGGAUGGAAAUUGCUUUUACAGGUUCACGAUGAAGUGAUUCUUGAAGGGCCAACAGAAUCAGCAGAGGAAGCCAAGGCUAUUGUAGUGGACUGUAUGUCCAAGCCGUUCCAUGGGAAGAAUAUACUUAGAGUUGGGCUGUCUGUUGAUGCCAAAUGUGCUAAAAACUGGUACUCUGCCAAAUAGUAUUCUCUAAUCUACAUCGCUUAUGUAAUUGUGAUUAUUAGCUUCUCAAGUUCAUGGUAUCUCUCCUUUAUACAUGACACACACACAAACUAAUUCUCCGUUGAACCUAUUUUCAAAAUUG
Cuscuta epithymum is the source of this 3895-nucleotide messenger RNA. The record is from the annotation of a GenBank genome assembly. NCBI's taxonomy places the organism in Eukaryota, Viridiplantae, Streptophyta, Magnoliopsida, Solanales, Convolvulaceae.